Molecule: messenger RNA, 3573 nt
Organism: Salvelinus namaycush (lake trout)
Lineage: Eukaryota; Metazoa; Chordata; Actinopteri; Salmoniformes; Salmonidae
Product: REST corepressor 1-like
Exons: 12
Coding region: 944-2338 (464 amino acids)
Biological process (GO): negative regulation of DNA-templated transcription; regulation of transcription by RNA polymerase II
Cellular component (GO): transcription regulator complex; histone deacetylase complex
Molecular function (GO): transcription corepressor activity
Source: RefSeq, a predicted model, not a curated record
AUGACAGAUUGAGGUUACUGAGCUAAUAUAGGUUUAAGUAUAAUUUGUGCAUGGUCCCUGGCAUAUAAACAAAAACGAAAAUAAAUGCAGUCCUUUAAAAUAAAAAAAGGACUGAAAUUCAUAUGAUUUGAUUAACUUAUUCACUGUUUUCAGUGAGAGUAUUUUAAGUAGCCUUGGAUUUUUAUUAAUUCCAUAAAUUGGCUGUAUUUGCAGAACUAAUUUAGUUUAGUUGCAUAAAUUCCCAAUUAAAUAAUUAAUUAAUUGUAGCCUCUAGUUUCCAGGUAAGAAGAGAAUUGGUCCUCAUCAUUAGCUUGAGGGGUCUUUCUUCAGGGCAAGGCUUGAAAAAUUCUGAGUUCCAUUUGAUGCAGUCGUGCGUGCACUUUAUCAAGACCCCGUGGAGUGUGAACUAGCAACCGACCUACCUGGCAAGAUUCUCGACACCUCUUAGUAACGACUAUAAUGGACAAAAGUAGCCAGCUAACUAGUCAAAGUCUGUAGAAUAUAGUCGACAAAUGCUGGUGUUAAAGCCACGUAGCUAUGCUAAUGUAUUUCAUAAAUCAAGCUUGCUAGUUGCAACCGCAACUUUUAUCCAAGUAGUAGCAAGCUAGCAGUGAAGCACCCCUCGCUAACUUGGGUAUUUUUUGCUAGCUAGCUUUCUGGGUGGCUGGUUAAUAUUCAGAGAGCCAUACAACAGCUAUUUGGUCACCCGUCAUAUUUUUUGGAGCAAGCUAGCUAUCUGAACUAAUUUUAUAAUAACGCAGUCUUUAGCUGGGUAGUUGACCAGUUUAAUCAGUUGGUCAUCAUAGUUUCGUCCAGCUAGCCAGUAGCUUAGCUAGCCAACUCGCUAACGUUACUUUGUUCGCUAGCUAGCAAACUAGCAAGGUGCUGCUGACCUAGCUAGCCGAAAUUCAAAUAGUUUUGUUGCUGUUUCUCCAUUUAAAAAAUGCCUGCAAUGAUGGAAAAGAGUGGUUCAGAAAUGUCUGGGAAAAGAAGGGGUAGGAAUGCAGUGAAUAAUCCAAACAAAAGUUUUUCUACAAAUGGAAAUAGCAACAAUUCAUGGGAAGAAGGAAGUUCGGGCUGCUCCAGUGAUGAUGAGCAUGGUAGUGGUGGUAUGAGAGUUGGGACUCAGUAUCAAGCCCUUGUGCCAGACUAUGAUCCAGAGAUUGCCAAAGUGGCCGAGGAGAGGGACAACUUGGGCAUGCGGGUGUGGAUCCCCAGCCGGAUCCUGGCCGAAGCUAAAUUGGAUGAAUACAUUGCAAUUACCAAAGAGAAGCAUGGGUACAACAUGGAGCAGGCACUGGGGAUGCUUUUCUGGCACAAGCACAACAUUGAGAAGUCCCUGGCAGAUUUGCCCAACUUCACACCUUUCCCAGAUGAGUGGUCAGUGGAGGACAAGGUCCUGUUUGAACAGGGCUUUAGCUUCCACGGAAAAACUUUCCACCGUAUACAGCAGAUGUUGCCUGACAAGUCCAUUGCCAGCUUGGUUAGAUUUUACUACUCUUGGAAGAAGACACGGAGCAAAACCAGUGUCAUGGAUCGCCAUGCACGCAAGCAGAAGAGGGAACGAGAAGAGAGUGAGAAUGAGGCUGAGGAGACCAAUGGUAACACUCCAAGGGAUGUAGUGUACGAACCAAAUAAGGACGAGAAGAAAGAGCUGGGUGCUGCACCUGAGAAACAGGAGAUAAAACCAGUACCAGUGGUACAGAGGCCGAAUACUAGUAUGGCAGAGAAGCUGACCCAAGUGAAGAAAGAACCCCAGGGUCCUCCAGGGAAGAACCAGCAUCGUGCUAAAAAGAAGCCUCCUAAAGGAAUGCACCUGAGCCAGGGAGACGUAGCUGCUAUGUCCACCAGCACCCCUGCUGCAGUCGGUGUGCUGAGGCAAAUCGACAUGGAGCUGGUUGCCAUCAAACGGCAGAUCCAGAGCAUCAAACAGAAUAACAGUGCUCUGAAGGACAAGCUUGACGUGGGAGUGGACCACUUCAGAGUACCUGAGGUGACCCAGAAGUUCAACACUCGCUGGACAACAGAGGAGCAACUGCUUGCUGUACAAGCCAUCAGAAAAUAUGGGCGGGACUUCCAGGCUAUCUCGGACGUGAUUGGCAACAAGUCAGUGGUGCAGGUGAAGAACUUCUUUGUUAACUACCGCCGACGCUUCAACCUGGAUGAGGUGCUGCAGGAAUGGGAGGCUGAGCAUGGGAUGGAGGGAGCAGCCAAGGGAGGAGAGGAGGAGAAAAUGGACACAUCUUCUAUUGAGGAUGGAGCCACCACCCCUGUGGUGCCAGAGGAUCAAAAAGAGGAAUCAUCGCCAGUGGCGGCAAAACAACCUCUGGCAUCCUGAGUGGUCGGCCAUCUUGGAUUAUUCUGUUGGCGGACCUCCUCCCUCUGAGAUUUUACUUUUGUGCUGAAGAGGCGAUGAUUAAUCUGAAUCUGCACAGGUUACAUCCUGUCUGUGUGUGCUUCUUCAAGAAGGUCAUUCCUGUUACCUUUUCCCCAAUUCAAGAAUGUUUUGCAGCUGCCCACCAAUUAACUCAAGCACCAUUCUUCAGCCGGGAUGACAGUCAAAGUAACCAGGAUUAUCUGACUGCACUUUAUCCCAUCACUGUUUUUGUCACCUUGGUGAGAAGGAAAACUUCUGUAUCAAAUUUAACUUGUUUUUGUAUCUGGCCUCUUUUACCCUGUCACUCAACAUUACAGAUGAUCCCUGUGAUCUAGACCACAAUACACAUGUUUCAUUUUAUCCUUCUGUAACCCUCUUUACUUUGUAAAGACUGGUUUUGGUUGUGUAGUAUUUAAUCACAAUAGGUCUCAUUAUGAAAUGACCCUGUGGAUUACUAUCCUGUCAUUCUGUGUGCUUGACGAAGAUGUCUUUGUACACCAGGCAGCCAUAAAGAAAAAACACCCCAAUAAAUACCAUCACAGUGUUGGAGAUUAGGUGAGUCAGGCCAGUUGUACCCCCGACACACAGUACGUAGGAUUAGAGGAUGGCAUUUCCACAGGAACAUUUCAUAUUGAGACCCAGUGCAAGUUGAUACUACACAACCAUUUCUAUUUGUCUUCUUCCUCCCUAACCUUUUGUCUGUGACCCUAGUGCAUAUUUAUAAAUAAUGCAUUAGUUGUUGUAAUUAAUGUAAGGAACUUUAAAUAGGAGCUGUUAAAUAUUGCGAGGAUGUCCAUUUUCAGUUUACUAGUAACCUCAGGACAAUCAGGUCAACACAAUUAUGUUAUGAAUGAUUUUCAGUUGAAAGGACUGUUGAAUGAGAAAUUAAGUAGAUGAAUGAGAGAAUUUUUACAUUUUAAUUUAAACAUUUUGAGUUUGAAGUGUGUUAUUUGUCAGUUCAAACCCUGUCCCUUUCGCAGCAACCUGCCUAUGCUAUUCAACCGUUUUUAAUGUACUGAUACCAUGAUUUAGCGUACUGUUUUGAAACUUUUUUUUAUAUAUAUUUGUGAAGAAAUUGUGAAUGCCUGAGGUGGGGUUUUAAUGUGUGUACAUUUUAUUGCUGUCAUUUACCAUUGUGUAUUCAUUUUGCUCAUCAAUUAACCAUAAAUAAAUUUGAAGGAUUUAUAGGGACAUUU